AUAUCGUCAUGGUGCACUUGGCGCAUGAAGACCUGGACAAAGUGAUCUGGGGCGACGCGGCCUCUCGCGUGCCGACAGAUGCCGCGCUGAGUAUGCUUGUACGAAAUCUGCAGGUGGUGUGGUCGGCACGACUAGCGUUGUGGGUGGUGCAAUCGUGGAUCGAUGCUGCAUGGUCGACGGACACGGCGAAAGCAACAGGGAUCCUCCUGCUUCUGUAUGCACUAUCUUUCUUCCUCUACAUGAGAGGUCGUCACGCCUUGAACUUCAAGCUGCUCCUCCUCGUGGGUGUCGUGGGGCUAUGCGUCGAGGUCGCAAAGCCCGCGGCCGCCUUGUUCCAACAAAGCGAGGUCCAAGCCGCAAAGCACGACGACACCGUUCGACGCAUUCUUCGCGUCGUGGCGAUAUUCCUCGGUCUGGUCACGUUCUGGUGCACCGUCCGAAUCAUGUGGCGAAUCGUUCACAUUAUGUCUCCCAAGAAAUCGGUCCGCAAGCGGCUAUAGGUCUCGAUAGCAGCUUUCUUGUGCGUGCCAUAGGCGUCCACUCCAUGAAUCAACGUCCGUCGACCUCUCUUGGUA
Molecule: messenger RNA, 575 nt
Organism: Aphanomyces invadans
Lineage: Eukaryota; Oomycota; Saprolegniomycetes; Saprolegniales; Verrucalvaceae
Exons: 4
Coding region: 9-500 (163 amino acids)
Source: RefSeq, a predicted model, not a curated record